GUGGCCGUUCCCCUUCUUAAUGGCGGCUUAAAAGGUACACGAUAAAAUCGGCUCAUGCGGGCCGCUGCGGCCGUCCGACGUCAUUCGUCGAUGAUACUUGAUCUACACAUCUAUCCCCUUGAAAACAGCACUUCAGCCAGGCCCGACUCUACUCUCGACAACGUCCAGUCUUACCACAAAUUCCGACCCCCUCCUGACGCCAGCCUUCGAACAUGUCUUCCGAACACCCUGUGCGUCAGAUCGUCAUAAUCGGAGGAGGAAUCAUAGGCUGUACGACGGCGUACUAUCUGUGUUCGCACCCCGCCUUCGCCACGUCUGGGACGAAGGUGACGCUACUUGAGGCCUCUGUCUACGGUGCUGCGCAAGGGGCUUCGGGGAAGGCAGGUGGUCUCGUCGCGAAGUGGGCGUACCCGAAGGAGCUCGUCAACGUCUCAUUCCCGGAGCACGUCCGCCUCGCGCAGGAGCAUAACGGCACACAGCGCUGGGGCUGGCGGUUCGUUGCGUGCGGAAGCUGGGAGGGACGUGGACAGCUGGCCAGAGAGGACACCGGCACGGGCGUGGGCAAGGGCGGCGAGCGCAAGAGCCUCGAGAAGACGAACGGGCUCGACGCAAGCACUCCCGCGAAGACGCAAGCACCGACGGGCCUACCGGACGACCUGACGUGGGUCAAGGCGGAGCUGACGGACGCGUACUCACCGAUGGCGCCGGCGGGCGCGACGGCGCAGGUGCAUCCGCGCCUGUUCACCACGAGCAUGCUCGAGCUCGCGCAGGAGAAGGGCCUCGAGUUCGUCGCAGGUAAGGCGACCGCGAUUGAGAUCGACAACGCAGCAGGCUCAGUCACCGGCGUCACCUACGCCGAGCGCGGGGCGGACAGCGCAACGCGCACCAUCCCCGCGACCCAUGUUGUCCUCGCUGCCGGCGCAUGGUCGCCGCACAUCCUCCCCGCCUUACCCAUCACCGGUACGCGCGCGCACAGCAUCACGAUCCGCCCGCGCGACGGCACGGUGGACGAUGUCGAGGUCGACCAGGGCGCGUGCGAGAGCAUCCACGAGCACGUCGCGAGCAUUUCGGCCGAGCUGAGGGACGGGGCGGUGGACAAGCGGCAGGCGUGCUUCCUGCCUGUGGUGAGCACCGGUGGGGGGCCGAUCGUGGGCGAGGCCACUUCCAUCGCGAAAGGCCUGGUGAUUGCGACGGGGCAUACGUGCUGGGGCAUAUGCAACGCGCCGGGCACCGCGAAAGCAGUAGCGGAGCUAGUGAUGGAGGGAAAAAUCAAGUGCGCGAACCUGAAGAACCUGCAGCCAGGACGCUUCCUCUGAUUGGGACGCGGGAAACUCCAGAGCGUUCCAGAUAUACGCUUGUCCGAAACGCUGAAGAACUUCUAUCCUCACCCGACGCCGAAUGACACGCAUCCUGAUUGGGGCACCCGUCCUUGGGUCAUCAUGACUCCCCUAGAGCGGGUAAACGUGUAUUUUUUGGGCAACCGCAGGAGCGUCCUAGGGCCGAUGUAGUAAUUUUUACAAACUGUUUCAGCUCUCAGAAACAACAUGCUUCCCUGACCCUAGGACAGAUAGUUUCCCCACUAUGGCAGUUUCUCUUAAUUUAUCUCACUGACGUUUAGAGCGCGCGCGCGCC
Postia placenta MAD-698-R-SB12 is the source of this 1632-nucleotide messenger RNA. RefSeq lists its product as hypothetical. NCBI's taxonomy places the organism in Eukaryota, Fungi, Basidiomycota, Agaricomycetes, Polyporales, Adustoporiaceae. The transcript is spliced from 3 exons. Gene Ontology annotation, cellular component: late endosome; cytoplasm. The record is from RefSeq and is a predicted model, not a curated record. The coding region runs from base 213 to 1316 and encodes 367 amino acids. Gene Ontology annotation, biological process: retrograde transport, endosome to Golgi. Gene Ontology annotation, molecular function: oxidoreductase activity.